GUUGGUUGUUUCCUCGCAGAAGAAGCCUGCUCUUCCGGACCCUUUGCUGCUGCUUCCACGUGAGUCGGAGCUUCACGGCAGAGAUGGAGCCUGCAGGUCUGGAUCCUGACCCGGAUGAGGGGUUCGGAGCCUUCGUGGCUUUGCACGGUGGGGCCCUGCGGUCCUCAGGGGUCCCUCAGCUCUACUGGAGGAGCCUCUACCGCAAGAUCACUGAAGAGGUUUAUGAUGCUGGAGAAGUUUUUGGAAUAAUGCAGGUCCAGGAGGAUGAGGAGGAUGAUGAAGAACCCGGAGAGGAAGAGGAGGAGAGGAAGAAGGGGAACCCAGGGGCCAUGAUCAGGUGUAAAGUGGUGGUUACCAGGGCAACGGGACUGCAGGUCAACGAUCCAUCCAGCGUGUUCCUGGUGGACCACGCCUGGACGUACCGCGUGGACCAGGCCAGGCAGCACCUGGAGGAGAUCCCCGGCCUGCUGCCCAGGAUGGCUUCCCUCAUGGGGGUUGACUUCCACGGCGAGGCCCCCACUCCUGAGGCGGUGGAGCUGAUACUGGAGCACAUGUGGAAGUACAGCCAGACCUACCAGCUGUCCCAGGGGUCUGCGGAGGAGAAGGUUCCGGUUUGGUACAUCAUGGAUGAGUUUGGCUCCCAGGUCCAGCACUCGGACCUGCCCAGCUGCUGCAUGGCGCCCUUCUUCUGCAUCCAGAACCAGCUGGCCUACACUCUGCUCUGGCCUCUGCAGGACCUGCAGGCAGGAGAUGAAGUUAGCCGUGACUAUGCCUACGGAGAAACCGACCCGCUGCUGCGGCGCUGCCGACUGUUACCAUGGAGACCGGAUGACCUGGAGGGAUUGAGCAGCACCAUCUCUGAGCCCCCAGACUCCUACUAUGAGGCUAUCGCACGAGAGAACAAGGAGCAGCUUCCUGUGGAGAUCCAACCUUCCUCUGUUCCCAAAGAUAAAAUCCUCAAAGUCUUCACUGAAAUGUCCCAAGUCAGGAACAACCUGACUCAUCCUCGUUUCCUUCUGACGGAGGAAGAGGAGGAGGCCGAUGUCAUCUGGAGCUACGAUCACAUCAAGGACUACAGGAGGUUGAGUGCAGAGCGGCCGGACGUUUUGCUGAACCAGUUCCCCUGUGAGAGCGUGCUGACAGUGAAGGACUGUCUGGCUGCUGUGGCUCGCAGGGUCAAAGGCGGCCCCCCCCCUGACUGGCUCCCAGUGACCUUCAACCUUCAGACGGAGCUCCCACAGUUCAUCAAACAUUACCAGCUGAGAGAGCAAAGUGGGGAGGAAAACCACUGGAUCUGUAAGCCAUGGAACCUGGCCCGAGGUCUGGACACACACAUCACCCAGAACCUGGACUACAUCAUCCGGCAGAGAGAGAGCACGCCAAAGGUGGUGUGUAAGUACCUGGAGGACCCGGUUCUGUUCAGCAGAGAGGAAAUGGGGAUGGUGAAGUUUGACAUCCGCUACAUGCUGAUGCUGCGCUCGGUGCAGCCUCUGUGUCUCUACGUCUACGAUGUGUUCUGGCUCCGCUUCGCCAACCGGCCGUUCUCCUUGGAUCGUUUUGAUGACUACCAGAAGCACUUCACUGUCAUGAACUACGCAGAAGGAGCGCAACUUAAACAGGUUCACUAUGAUGAGUUUAUCCCCAUGUUUGAGAGGCAGUACCCUCAGCAUCCCUGGAAGGAUGUGGAAGCUAGUUUAUUUAAAGCCUUCAAGGAGCUCUUCCAAGCUGCUUCGUCUCGACCUCCUCCGUACGGCCUCUGUCCCUAUCCUUCAUCCCGGGCCAUCUACGCUGUGGACCUCAUGCUGAAGUGGGACCAAGGUCCAAAUGGUGAGCGGAUCAUGCAGCCUCAGAUCCUGGAGCUGAAUUUCAGCCCUGACUGCGCGCGGGCCUGCCUCUACCAUCCGGACUUCUACAACCACAUGUUCCAGACGCUGUUCCUGGAUCAGCCCGAGGGCUGCCCCGUCACACGGAUAGCAUGAACCACUGUUUGGAAAUCUGUCCAAUGACUGGAGCAACACUAGGAGAAAAUAAACAUCUUUGCUUCCUCCCUGC
Messenger RNA from Cyprinodon tularosa, 2052 nucleotides. It is a transcript of the gene ttll12, whose product is annotated as tubulin tyrosine ligase-like family, member 12. Gene Ontology annotation, biological process: protein modification process. The record is from RefSeq and is a predicted model, not a curated record. The transcript has 14 exons. The coding region runs from base 84 to 1979 and encodes 631 amino acids. NCBI's taxonomy places the organism in Eukaryota, Metazoa, Chordata, Actinopteri, Cyprinodontiformes, Cyprinodontidae.